Messenger RNA from Microthlaspi erraticum, 468 nucleotides. NCBI's taxonomy places the organism in Eukaryota, Viridiplantae, Streptophyta, Magnoliopsida, Brassicales, Brassicaceae. The record is from the annotation of a GenBank genome assembly.
AUGAUGUACGUACGAGCGCUUCCGACGACGGAUGUGAAUCGGAAUACGGAGUGGUUCACGUAUCCAGGGGUUUGGACGACUUACAUCCUAAUCCUCUUCUUCGGUUGGCUCCUCGUUCUCUCCAUUUUCAACUGUUCCCCUGGCAUGGCCUGGACCAUCGUCCACCUCGCCCAUUUCUCCGUAACGUAUCAUUUCUUCCACUGGAAGAAGGGGACGCCGUUUGGGGAUGACCAGGGAAUCUACAACAGGCUGACUUGGUGGGAGCAGAUUGACAACGGCAAGCAGCUCACUCGCAAUCGCAAGUUUCUCACUCUUGUUCCCGUUGUCCUGUACUUGAUAGCAUCUCACACGACAGACUAUCAACAUCCCAUGCUGUUAUUCAACACGCUCGCCGUCUUUAUAAUGGUGGUUGCAAAGUUCCCGCACAUGCACAAGGUUCGCAUCUUUGGAAUCAAUGCAGGCCAAUAA